Molecule: messenger RNA, 789 nt
Organism: Microplitis mediator
Lineage: Eukaryota; Metazoa; Arthropoda; Insecta; Hymenoptera; Braconidae
Exons: 1
Coding region: 1-789 (262 amino acids)
Molecular function (GO): catalytic activity
Source: RefSeq, a predicted model, not a curated record
AUGGAUAUUGUUCUGGUUUCAGAGCAAUACCAUUCAGCGUCCGGACCAAACUGGUUCUGUGACCCUUCGGGGACAGCGGCAGUUUGGAUUCCGGACCUAGGGUGUGUUUCCGUGAAGGACAGUGGAUCCAGGGAUGGUAUUGUAUGGGUAGUUACCCCUGCGAUCACCUUCGUGUCGUGCUAUUUUACUCCCAACGAGCCUAUCGCCGACUUCCGAAAGAGGGUGAAUGAACUCGAACGAGUCGUUCACAAUCUUAAGGGAGAAAUCGUGAUAGGUGGCGAUUUCAAUGCGAAAUCCAUCGAUUGGGGGAUGGAAUGGACCGACACGCGCGGUACUGAGCUCUUGGACAUGAUGGCAGGUCUCGAUCUUGUCAUUGUGAAUAAGGGAAACACUGCAACUUUCCGCACGGUGGGCACACGUGGGUCAAUAAUUGACCUCACAUUUGCUACUCAACGGAUAGCUGCGGUGAUCUCGGACUGGGCUGUUUUGGAGGAGUUUACGGCUAGCGAUCAUCAAUACAUCUCGUAUACGGUACAUGAUCUACGGGGAAACCCUGCGAUUGUGUCCCAGCGAUCAAUGAAGCGGGUAGGUUGGAGGGUUUCGAAGCUGGAUGAGGGUGCUUUACAAAAGGCAGUCUCAGACAGCGCUGAGGCCUUCUCUCCUAUGUCUGCUGAGACGCGCGAAGAUGUUGAGAUGAUUGUUGACCGUACGAUGAAGGCUAUCGUCUUAGGCUGCGAUGCCUCGACGUUCCGCGAGCUCACGCAGGAAGCCAGCUUACUGGUGGACUGA